GACGCCAAGCCAAAAGCUGAUCCCAGCAGCUAAACUCGGCAGAGAUUCUGACAGCUUUUCAAGCAGCUGCCCGAUUCCUCUCCAAACCGGCCUCCUUGCCCAGCACUCCCUGUCACUGCCUUCACAAUGGCCAGGAAUCACCAAGUACAGAAAGCCAAGCUGGCUGAACAGGCUGAGCGUUAUGAGGAUAUGGCUGAUUUCAUGAAGGCAGUAGUAGAGGAUGGGGCCGAACUCUCGAACGAGGAACGCAAUCUGCUCUCAGUUGCCUACAAGAACGUGGUUGGCUGUCAGAGAUCUGCAUGGCGGGUCAUCUCCAGCAUUGAGCACAAGACAGAGGAAGGAGAUGACAAAGCUCAGCUGGUCAAUGAAUAUCGGGAGAAGAUUGAGAAAGAGCUGAAGAGUGUCUGCAAUGUGGUCUUGGGGCUCUUAGACAAGCAUCUCAUUCAAAAAGCUAGUGACCCAGAGAGCAAAGUCUUCUACUUAAAGAUGAAAGGUGACUACUUCCGCUACCUGGCUGAGGUGGCCACUGGGGAUGACCGUAAGCAGAUAAUUGACAAUGCCCGAAAAGCUUAUCAAGAGGCGAUGGACAUCAGCAAGAAGGAGAUGCAACCCACAAAUCCUAUCCGCCUGGGCCUUGCUCUUAACUUCUCUGUGUUCCACUAUGAAAUUGCCAAUGCCCCAGAAGAGGCCAUCAAACUGGCCAAGACCACCUUUGAUGAGGCCAUGGGUGACCUUCAUACGCUCAGUGAAGACUCCUACAAAGAUAGCACUCUCAUCAUGCAGCUUCUCAGGGACAAUCUCACAUUAUGGACAGCAGAGUGCUCAGGAGAAGAAGGUGGAGAAGCGGGUGAAGAACCAAAGAACUGAACUUUUUAGACAGUAGAAUGAUGGUAACUCCACAUCUCCCUCUUUUGUUCUUUUCCAACACAUGGUAUUUUUAUAAGAUGCAUCUCCAGCUCCUGAAAGUUUCAAUGGGAUUUUGACAGCAAAAGGGGAUGGAUUCAUACUGGACUUAAGCAUUUAUCCUCUUGUCCUCAUGUGACAGCUUUGGGAUUACCUUUGUCCCUGGGCCCCUUUCUUCCUGGUAUGUGACACCCGCUAGACUCACCGUAGCCUGGAACUCCUUGCUUGGGUUUUUUAAAAAUAAACUCUUGUGUUUGGUACAGCACCUUGUCAACACAAGUGUUCUCCUGAUUUGGGAGGGAGGACUGUUACAUCUUAUAUAUAUAUAUAUAUAUGUAUGUAUGUACGUAAUUUGUAUGUUUAACUGUGAACAAAACUGAAACCCAAAAGCUUAAACAUUAUUUUGUAUGGCAAAGAUACCAAAAUGGUAGCUGAACCAAGUUAAACAAGAGUAGUUGGUUGCCUUUGCUUUCUCGAGUGCUUUUAUUUUGCAGGGGUUUUCUCACUCAGGGCAAGAAGUUGGAAAUAGAGCCUUUGUGUGAAUGUGGGAGGGAGGAUUUCUUCUAAGGGGUUAAAGCUAGCAAUCUCAAGAGGUCCUCUUGUUACUGUGGUGUUACUGUGGUGGUUUGCUGCAAUGCUCUUCCCCAAUAAAAGUUCACUUUUAUGCCUGC
Messenger RNA from Candoia aspera, 1574 nucleotides. It is a transcript of the gene SFN, whose product is annotated as stratifin. Gene Ontology annotation, biological process: signal transduction; intracellular protein localization. The record is from RefSeq and is a predicted model, not a curated record. Gene Ontology annotation, molecular function: protein kinase binding. Lineage: Eukaryota; Metazoa; Chordata; Lepidosauria; Squamata; Candoiidae. Bases 127 to 867 code for a protein of 246 amino acids. The transcript has a single exon. Gene Ontology annotation, cellular component: cytoplasm.